CUGCGCAGACACACGCACGACUCGUACCGCUCCGUACGCAAAUAAACCUAGUAAACAACGUCGGGUGCGUUCCACAAUAAAAUGACUCGCGAUAUGACACAAAUACAGUUUUUAAAUAGCGUCUGAAGCGACAGUUUUGACUACUUCGCUCGAGAAGAAGUUACAAACUUUAAGAUGAAUGAAUCAGUGGCGAAUAAUACUUGGGAGUGGUGUAAGGAUGUGAUGAAGUCGUGGUUGGAGGACCCAGGAGUUGAAGAGUUCGAGGGUCUGAACAUGACCGCUUUGCAGAUGGAUGAGGCUUACGUGGUGGGGGACGUGGACAGGAAUGUGGCAGUCUACACGGUGUCUGACGACUGCUUUCGGUGUCCAUUCGAGCGCCACAAGACCUUGACAGCGGGAUCCGAAGAGUCCUGGGUCACCAACACAGCUCGGCGAGUCACUUGGAGAAUAUACACCAGCGGAGAAGAACAGUAUAUCAGCGUCAGAAAUACUUCGGGCAUGUUAUGCCAGUUGCGACCGGACCUCGGCGAGUUCGGCGUUUAUAGACUGAAUGUGAGUGAGGGGGCCUGCGGGAUCACGACUGCUAAGGAGCCGGUCGAUAUAUACAAGCCAUUACUUCUCCUACUUGGCGUGCUGCUGGGCGUGUGGGUGGUGUACGGCAUCAUCAGGUUCAUCCUGUCGCGAGUGCACAAGACCGGGAAACUGCGCUACGGGGACAAGGAGCUGGCCAUACAACAGCGGUUGAGAGCACUGGACACUUUUAGAGGGAUCGCAAUAGUUUUCAUGAUCUUCGUGAACGACGGCGCUGGCGGUUAUUGGUGGUUAGAGCACGCUACGUGGAACGGCCUGGUGGCUGGUGACCUGGUCUUCCCGGCGUUUCUCUGGAUCAUGGGCGUCUGCAUACCAUUGUCUGUGAAGAGUGCUUUUGCCAAAGGAGUGCCGAGGUGGAAGAUCGUCUUACACAUUGUCAGGCGUUCAUUCCUGAUGUUCCUCCUGGGCAUGUCCCUGAACACGAUCUACGGCUCCAACAUGCUGCAGGAGCUGCGUAUAUUUGGGGUGCUGCAGCGGUUGGCGGUGGCUUACCUCAUCGCUGCCGGGUUCUACGCCCUUACUGCGCCCAAGUACUACACACCACCAAGGGGUGCGUGCGGUCAAGCCCUGAAAGAUGUUCUAUCUUGUGUGUGGUGCUGGGUGCUGGCAGCCGCCCUCGUAGCUGUCCACAGCGCCCUCACCUUCACCAUUCACCACCCGGACUGCCCUUCUGGAUACCUCGGGCCUGGUGGCAAGCAUGACGACUGGGUCGCCGUCAACUGCAGCGGGGGAGCGGCCGGCUUCAUCGACCGUCUUCUGUUAGGAGACCUGCAUGUCUUUCAGCAUAGCGACGCCAGGAGAGUGUACGGGGGACUGCCUACUGAUCCAGAAGGAAUAUUAGGUUGUCUAACAUCGGCGGUGCAGGCUUUACUGGGCGUGCAAGCUGGGGCAACCGUGCUGCUGCAGCGGUCUCACAAGGCGCGCAUCUCCCGCUGGUUGGCCUGGGGCCUGGUGUUCGCCCUGGCCGGGGCUUUACUGGCGGGCUUCUCCAGGGAACAUGGCGUGGUGCCCAUUAACAAGAACUUGUGGUCCAUGUCCUUCGUGCUGGUGACAUCGGCCUGCUGUUUGGUACUCCUCAGCAUCUGCUACACGUUCACGGAUGCCUGGCGCAUCUGGGGCGGCGGCCCCUUCAGGGCUCCGGGACUGAACGCCAUAGCCCUCUAUAUAGGGCACUCUGUUUGCGCGCAUUUGUUCCCAUUCCACUGGAGAAUUCCCAUAAUGAGGACCCAUGCCAUAAGAUUAGUUGAGGCGGUCUGGGGCACCGCUUUGUGGGUCAUCAUAGCUCAUGUUAUGGCCAAAAAGAAGGUUUUCAUUACUUUGUAAAAAGGGAAAACUAUUUUGUGUGCCUGAAAAUGUGUGCGAUUUAAUGCUCCCGUAUACUAUUUCCAAAAUGUGUACACAAUUUGGAAGUUUUAAGAAAAUAUUGUCGUAUGUUAGGUACUUGUGGAGUGCUGUAAAUAAUUUUCUUCUAUUUGAUUGAUUUUUUUUUUUUUGCUGCUUGCCAUAAUUCUAUCAUGAAAGUUUAUACUCCGAACAAUGUAAAUAUGGACUGUCUAAGUGUGAAAUUAGAAGUUAAGUGAGACUGAAUCCUAGAUUAUAUUUAAGUACGAAAUUUAACUCAUCACUCUUUUUCUGCAAAAAAUAUAUGAAUAGUCGAAAUAAAUACUACACUUUAUUAUAAUUUAAUAGCGCUUGACGUAAUUGACGCACAGUCGACGCAAUGGCGACGCACAUAUGACGCUAUAAGUAAAAAUUUAGUGUUAAAAGUCCAUUACAUCACGAUUGUUAAAUAUAAGUUAAUUUCUUAAUGAUUGUGACGUUGGCAAAGUAAUAUAAGUUACUUAUUCCAGAUUGGUGUUUAAAUUUCUUUUGGUACCCUUGAGAUAAUGAAACAACUGGUUUUCUAUAUUUGACACUUUAUUAGCUCAAGGAUGACAGUAAAAUCCACAAUGUCAUUGGAAAAUAAAAAUAAAACAAACGAUUCAACAAAUCAUGACUCAAGGUAACAGUGCAUAGUUUUAACAAAUAAAACUAUUAAUAAAAUUACACUUUCAAUGAAUAACAAAAUUAUACGGACGCAGUUCUCGUUUCGGGACCAAUGCGUCUCCCAAGUGUGAUCCAUUCGAUAAUUAUAAAACUGCGUAGAUAUAAAAAUUACCAAUUCCACUUAAUUUAUUUUUUAAAUUAUAAUGUAGGAUGUAAUCGAAUAUCUAAUUGAGCCUUUAUAAAGGCUCAAGGCUUCUACGAUAGAUAGAUCACACUUGAGUCAACACAAAAGUUGGAGCUUGCUGUAACACGAACGUGCGUAGUGUACGUUUGGCGUGUUUUUACUUCGCCCUCAUGUUAAUUUUGAGCCACUCGGCCAUAUUAAUUAUACAGAGAACGUUAUUCUCCAUAAGUUAAAAUAUCAACUACUUUAAUUUAAAUAAGUCGUUUUUUUUGUAGACGGUAAAUGCCAUAAUAGGAAUAAAAUAUUUUACACGUUAAAUAGUUACUCUUUUUGUUUAAUACAGAUAUAACGUCUCUAUGAAGUAAAGGAUACUUUUCGAUAUCGUCAUUCACUAUUCUACAAUCGAUACUUAUUCAUAUUGGUAAAAUCAGUAGCUGACAGGCAGGCACACAUUGCAGUUUCAAUAAUAAACUUGUAUAUGUAGGUACUAACAACGCUUAACUAGAUAUCUAACCGCAGACUUCAAGUCGAAAUCGCGGAUCUAAUUUGUAUAGCGAAAAGACUUGUAAAACACUGUUUAAUAUAUAUCUAAAAUUUCAUUAGAAAAAUCUCUUAAAAUAUAUCUCAAUUUCUUUAUAAUAACCCCUGGUGAGACGGGUGAUAAACGAUUUAUUAUACAUUUCAGCGCGAUAUAAAUAGAACAUUUCCUUACGAUUCUAAUUAGGAAGAACUUUAAAAUUCAAAAGAGAACAUAGUAAUUGCACACAUAGUAUAAUACAAAAUUAAUAUAACACAGUAUAAUUCAAUCGACGGAAUUCGUUGAUUUCGUUUAUUACCGAAAAGAUUAAUUUUCUACCCCAGAAAAUAAAAUUAAAAUCGUUUGUGAAAGUAAAAUAAAUGGAAUGAUAAAUUGUAUUACACUGUAUUAUACAAGAAGACCCACGCUAGUCACGCAUAAGACUAACAGACAACUUGGCUACAUAUAAAUAAUGCUAAUAUGCUAGCAAUUUAUAACAUCUCAUAAAAUUUUAAAUGUUACAUAGUUGAGCGAACGAAUAAAUUAUUUUUAAGGUCUGAACAAUUUUGAUUAAAUAUGUUAAAAAUUAAUAUUCAUUGGUCGAUAACAGUGAAUAAAACCCAGUCUGUAAGCAUGAGGAUAUGAAGAAAUAUUCGCCCGCUCAAGUUGCGGCCUUACAUAUAAAUUAUGAUAAAACAGAUUUGUACAGGGAAGUUGAAUAAUUUAAGAUUAGAGUAAUAAGUACACGAGCUCACUUUAAGUCACUCAUAUUACUACACAAGAGAAUUAAUGGAAUGUUUAGUGUUAAAAUAACGUUAGUCGAUAAUUACGCAUCCGUAAAUUGCGCUGUCAUACAAGCUCAGAAUUAGGUCAUUUAUUGGCAAGACCGGGAUAACGUUACGUGCUUUUUUUGUUAUAACCAUAUAAUAAUUAAUAGCAUUAAAUAUACUAUUACACAAUGCAGUUUUUCUAUUGUCCCGGAACAAUUAAAAGAUAUAAAAUACGUAGCGCUCUGACGUUUCGCCAGUUUUUUUUUGUUACGGGUGGCGUGUGGGUUUU
Amyelois transitella is the source of this 4337-nucleotide messenger RNA. It is a transcript of the gene Hgsnat, whose product is annotated as heparan-alpha-glucosaminide N-acetyltransferase. NCBI's taxonomy places the organism in Eukaryota, Metazoa, Arthropoda, Insecta, Lepidoptera, Pyralidae. The record is from RefSeq and is a predicted model, not a curated record. Bases 175 to 1914 code for a protein of 579 amino acids. The transcript is spliced from 10 exons.